This is a messenger RNA of Leptomonas pyrrhocoris, 3581 nucleotides long. RefSeq lists its product as hypothetical. The record is from RefSeq and is a predicted model, not a curated record. Bases 129 to 3581 code for a protein of 1150 amino acids. The transcript has a single exon. NCBI's taxonomy places the organism in Eukaryota, Euglenozoa, Kinetoplastea, Trypanosomatida, Trypanosomatidae. Gene Ontology annotation, biological process: chromatin remodeling. Gene Ontology annotation, cellular component: cytoplasm.
AGUACGAGUACCGGUACUGCCUUUGCACCACUGCAAGACUCGACACGAAACAAACAAACCCACCGAAAAGCAAAGAGUUGCAACGAAGCUAUUCACCGUCUUUUGCACAGACACGAGCGCGCUUCACAAUGGACAGCAAUGCUCUGCUCUCCUCUGUGCUGAUCCCACUCACCGAAAAGGCCGGCGAGGUGGCGCAGAUAGGCGACCUUCUUGGGAUGCUGGAGCACUGCUUUAUUGAUGCCUUUAAGAUGCGACUGCCUGCUGCCGUGACGUCGGAGGAUGCUGCGCAAGCCACGGCGGGUUCCUCGUCUUCGUCCUCUAUCGACGCAGGGGAGGAGGCGAAGCUCCUGGCGGUUCGUGCUGUGACAAACUUUCAUCGUAGCGGUGCUACCACCCAUCGCGCGUUCUUUCAGCAGCGUGAAUACCACCCGCACGCUGCACUGUUUAUUCUCGAACUGCUUAAAUCUCUCAGCGGUAAUUCACAGCAGUGGUUUCGGCAACUGCAGCUGGACAGUCUGGAGGCGUGCCUCGCGAUUGUCGAGGUGAUUGGCAUAGGCAACGUUCGGAUGUGCUUGCCAGGUGUCGUGUCGGUUGGCGUGCGCUACGUGCACCGCGCUCACCACGGCAAGGACUCGAGCAAGGUGUGUCUAACGGCGCUCCGGCUGCUUCGGACGGCGUUAAUGCUCUCCUUCGCCUCCGCAGAGCCGACCAACUGGGUGGGGGACACCGUUGCACACCUAACAAGUUCGCUGCGCUCCAUUCUGGAGCCGUCCGCGUUGGUGCGGGGUGCCUACGGCGCGCCCGUCACUGUCGCUCUGGAGUCUCUCAUCACGUCGCUGCUCGUUUCGCCGGUCAUGGCGGACCACCUCUCCUCCCCUCUUGGCGCACUACUCGCGGUGGCGUUUGCGGUGGUAACCAACAUGGACCACCUGCACCACCUCGGCGACGACGUCGUGGGAGGAAAAGAGGUUGGUUCUCCCAAUACACCCGACACACGCAUCUCGCAUAGGGCAGAGGAGGUGCAAAAGCUGAAUGCCGUGAUGCGCAGUCCCUUCGCGAUGGCGGCGGUGCAGGACGCACUGCAGUACCUGCGCGGUGUGGAGCUGCUACACGUGGCCACCACAGCGGUGCGACUCCCCGUCUUGAGUGAGCACUUCUUUUCCUCCCCCGUUCGCACACCGCCCGCUGCACCGGCUCAGGCCCUGCGUACCCUCGAUGGAAGCAGCACAGCUGAAGGAACCUUCAUCGAGGUGGCCGGCGCACCGCCCAGCGACAACGUGACGGCCCUCUUCCUUUCUGUUGUGCGCAAGUGCGUCCGCGUCGUGGGAACGGAGUUGGACGACGAGGCGCUCUACACGCACCGGCGUCCUCGCAAGUUCCCCGCCGGCGUGGUGGAUGAGUUCCUCUUCUCCCUGGCUGGCACUCUGGCCCGUCUGCCGCCCGCUUCUUCUUCUGCUGCCGGAGCGGCGAACGGCGGCGAGGACGAGACGGCUGGGGAGCGUCUGACCAACGCGUUGCUAGACGAGUACAACGGUAUCCUGCAGGACUGGGAUGCCUACGCGGUGCACCCGUCCGUGUUGUACGUGCUGACCCGACUCGUCGUGUGGCAGUUUCACCCUUCGCUUGAUGCGGCCGCCCGCACUGCACAACGCGAGUGCGACGGCGAUCACUUUGAGUUGCAAGACGAUGCUGCUGGCUGCGUGUAUCCGUCCCCUUCUGAUUUUAUCACCUCUGGGGCUUUUGAGCAGCUGUGGAGCGUCGUCGCCCCGGCGCACCUGUGGAACAUCACCGAAGACGUGGACCUCUGCAAUAACCAGCAGAUCCAUCACCGCCAGGUUGUCGCCGCCACACUUCUCCGUUUUCUUACGUUAACCGCAGAGGUGCUUUCGACGAAGCCGAGCGCACACGCGUCGGAGAAGGGGGACGACGCGCUACAGAUGACCACUGAUGCUCUCGAGCGCCUUUUUGCGCUGACGCUCUACCUGGUGCUGGAGAAGGCCACAGCCAGUGGUGUUGUUCACGAAGCUGCUAUGCGGUGCUUGGAGAUGUACAGCACGGCGUCGAACGAGUCGGACGCGCUGUCCUUUCUCCUCCAUCACUCCUCUCUCAUCGUGGACGAGACGGCGCGGGCGGUGCGGGAGGAGCACCUGCGCCCCGCCGCCUCGAGUGUCCUGCGCGGCAGUCUUGCCUUUCUGGCCUCACGCCUCAUGCACAGAGGGAGUGUGUCCGAUGCCGAGCAGACAGGCGGCAGCGGUGGUGGCGAGGAAGGUCGGUUUUGUGGGAGCAGCACGCAGCUUACUGCGGUGGUGCGUCAGCGCCUGUCCUCCACGGAGAUGUCCGCCUUCUUUCAGCGCACCGGCACUCAACUCGCCUCGCUGCAGGAGGUGGCGCAGGUGUCCGAUUUUGUCGGCAGCACCCUUCACGUGGCGCGCGAUACGCUCUUCCUGUGCAGCCGGUACGACAGCAGCGCGUCUGCGGCCGAUUUGGAAGGGCGACGGGCGGCCCUGGCGCUCUUACGGGACGCACUGGACGUGGCCGCCUACCUCAACUUUAGCGUCCCACAGGAGGCGCUCGACGAGGAUCAGGAGCGGCACACCACCUCGGCGCACACGCGGGUGCGGGCGCUGCAGUCGGCUGCGUUGGAGGCGGUGUAUGCAGUGCUGCAGUACUGCACGGUAAGCGACGCCGCGGCGCCUCUGGCCGUGCAGAGCGUCGUGCGUGGGCUGACGUGUUUCUUGACGACUAGCACCGCGGUUGCGUGGGCUGAGAAGGCGCGGCAGCGACUCCACGACGCGGCGAUGGCGCGCCGCAACGCGAAGCGGAAGACCGCUGGCGCGGGGGGCAGGCGAGGGCACAGGUUCAUGGAAAAGAUCCUGGACGACGAGGACUCGAAGGAGGCAGCAGACGAAGAGGAGGAAGAGGAGGACGAGGACACGGAAGGCCGCUCCCCCCUUCCCGCGUCUCCUCCGCUGGACUGGCCGUGGACGCAUUACGUUGUAAACGCUGCACCGGACGAGGCGAUGAGUGGACCGACGUCUGCAGCGCCGGUGAGCAUUGAGCUUCCACGCAGCCAUCUGCACACUGUCUACCGCGUUUACCUUUCUUUCUUUGCUCUCCUGCGUGAGCCGGUGGCGGCGUUCGCGACGGUGGCCGCGGGGCCAGGCGGUCGCACCGGUAUGGAGCGCCGCAAGCUGGCCGACGUGUCCAUCGCACCCGCCGUCUUCGAGACCCUCCACGGACUGGAAUCGAUUCGUCUUCUCGCCUUGGACUUCCUUCUGCACCGCAUGGUGUCCGAGGUCCUGCCGCUGGUGGUUCUGUGGCACGAGCGUGGGUGCCUCCCCCGCAUUCCGACACACACGGACGAACGUUUAAAGGCGGCUACGCAGCAGUUCGUGGCCCGUCUUUUCCAGGACUGCAAAGAGUCGCCAGAGCUGCAGAGCAGCGUUUCGACGCAGUGCUGUGGCUAUCCCAUGCUCUCCUGUGUUGCUGGGAAAGUGGAAGGACUCGCAACGUCUGCGCCGGAAGAUUCGGAGGGAGCUACAUCCCCGCUGCUCGUUCCCCCCCACACGAAAACGACGUAG